AUCUUUAAUUCCAACUGAACAGUGAAGGUGCGGGUGGUGGGCAUGCUCCAGAUAUCAUCAAAGUAUGUGGUGUCAAAAAUGUCAUCCCGUCUUCAACCAACCCGACGCGGCCAUAUACAAUAAAUACCAUAGAUGAACAUCUUGAUAUGUUGAUGGUUUGCCAUCAUCUCGACAAGAACAUUCCAGAAGAUGUAGCUUUUGCCGAGUCAAGGAUAAGGGCUGAAACAAUAGCUGCUGAGGACAUAUUGCAUGAUAUCGGUGCAAUUAGCAUCAUCUCUUCUGACUCACAAGCCAUGGGUCGCAUUGGAGAGGUGAUAAGCAGAACUUGGCAAACUGCUGAUAAGAUGAAGGCGCAGAGGGGACCCCUUGAUCCUCGUGCAGCCGAUGAUGAUAACUUGAGGAUAAAGCGAUAUGUUGCGAAGUACACUAUAAAUCCAGCUAUAACAAAUGGGUUCAAUAAUUUUAUCGGCUCGGUGGAGGAGAAGAAGCUGGCUGAUCUGGUUUUAUGGAAGCCAGCAUUCUUUGGAGCAAAACCAGAAAUGGUAAUAAAAGGCGGUAAAAUCGCUUGGGCCAAUAUGGGCGAUCCAAAUGCUAGCAUACCAACUCCUGAACCGGUGAUAUCAAGACCUAUGUUUGGAGCAUUCGGCAAGGCUGGAAGUGAAAACUCCAUAGUUUUUGUUAGCAAGGCUGCUCUAAGAAACGGGGUAAAAGAGGCAUACGGGCUUAAGAAGAGAGUGGAAGCGGUGUCUGGAGUUAGGGGACUCACGAAACUCAACAUGAAACUGAACGAUUCCCUUCCCGAGAUCGCAGUGGAUCCCGAGACGUACGUAGUUAAAGCAGACGGCGAAAUCCUCACCUGCUCUCCAGCCACUUCGGUCCCUCUCUCUCGGAACUACUUCCUCUUUUAGGAUCCUUUCCAUAGCCAUCACUCAAAACAGCAUCUUCUUUUCUAAGGGCAUGAGACAACUGGGUCAAAAGUAUCAUCAGUGAGGAAGGGAGCAACUUUUUCUAGAGAACAGCGACGGGAGACAGUCGUUGGUGGUGCCAUUUCUUCUCUUGGAACACACAAUUUCAGAUGGUGCGUGUCACUUUCUUCUUCCAAUUUCUCUAUUUCGUAUUUGGAAUCUGUUUUCGGGGUUCUUAAAACACAUAAUAGCUGAGAUAGAUGGAAACCACUAAGGAUAAUGACUGCGUUUGCAACAUGGAUACCUAUGUUGACUUUUCUUAGUUUACGAAGAGAAACAUAUUUCUAUAGGCCACAUGGGUUUCAUGUGUCCGUAAAUUAUCAAGAUUUGGCGUCUUAAACA
Molecule: messenger RNA, 1307 nt
Organism: Tarenaya hassleriana
Lineage: Eukaryota; Viridiplantae; Streptophyta; Magnoliopsida; Brassicales; Cleomaceae
Product: urease-like
Exons: 7
Coding region: 147-908 (253 amino acids)
Molecular function (GO): urease activity; nickel cation binding
Source: RefSeq, a predicted model, not a curated record